Messenger RNA from Sphaeroforma arctica JP610, 1382 nucleotides. Lineage: Eukaryota; Ichthyosporea; Ichthyophonida. The record is from the annotation of a RefSeq genome assembly.
AUGCGGUUGAAACGCAGGUGCCACUCGCUGAACAGCAAAUUAACCUACACCCAAUCAGAACUCGCAGAAGUUAAAGAACACCUGGACGAAGUCCGGGCCCAGCUCGUCGAGACCAAGGUGCAGUUAAACGAGGCCUUGCAACAGCCAAUCAGAUCGUCAUAUUCGCCUCAUCCUUCAGCGGAUCGCUCGGACAGUUCGGUACAUGUGCAGAGACAAACGUCUACGUCUGACUACACACCACACCCACCCACCGAUAGGCACGGCCGAGGGAGUGCGCAUGGGGAAACAUGUGCAUAUGGGGCGGAAGCGGUCCACGGACGGCAAGAAACAGGUGCAUAUGGGGAGAGAGAGGUCCAUGAACGGCAGGAAAUAGGUGCAUAUGGGGAGAGAGGAGUCCAUAAACGGCAGGAAAUAGGUGCAUAUGAGGAGAGAGAAGUCCAUAAACGGCAGGAAAUAGGUGCAUAUGGAGGUGAGCAACCACGUGCGGAUAUAUACACACAGCUGGCGGUGGAAGAACGGCCACAAGCCAAAUCACGCCCAACCGCACAGAGAAGAGGACAGGUGCAAACUGCACCAGAACAGAGACAUACAGGUUAUGCGAAGAGUCCGGACACGGCGCAAUUGAAUAAGCAACAACCACAGCAUACACAACAACCACGACACACACAACACACACAACUCACACACCCACCACCAGAGAGAAAGAGCCUUGGACUAGCAUUGCAACACACACAGACGGGAGAAGCUCAACGGACACCCUCACGAGAUAUCGAGAGCCCUAAGGGACAGUACAACCAAUUUGGCCUAUGCAGUAUACCGGAGGCACCUGGCGAGACACCGGAAGCGCGAGAGUAUCGGAGAAGGGAGAAUGAGAUCCAAAAUCACGGGCAGAAUGGGUCCCAAAUUCAGGGAAGAGGACAGGGCCACUGGCGGGGGCUGAAAGAGGCGCAGGCACACGCAUACUCACAAGGUGUGGGGAAGGAACCAGCAUCAGAAGGAGUGCAGCUACACACAGGGGCACACACACCACACCACACCCACCACGCACCCAACACACACACCACUCAGUACACACACUCGAGCAUACCUAGCCACAGUACCGCACCGACGGCCCGAGACGAACAGAGAAGUGGCGAGAGAGGAGGUGUACCACUGGUCAAUUGGCACAUAGAGGGAGCGGGUGAUGAUGUGGACAUGCACUCUGCGCAAGUGGCAGGGGAGAUGAAGGAUGUUGCGGGUAUACGUACACGCGCACGUACACGCACGGGUACGGGUACUGAAGCGCACACCGGACAUGAUACAUUGAGAGUGGAAGCGUCGGGUGUAUUGAGGGAGAGUCAGAGGUAUGACGGGUGUGGGAGGGUGGGAGUUUUAGUAUAUAG